UUCCGCAGCGUGGCAAUGCCGGCAUCAUCAACAUCGGUAAUCCAUCAGCAACAAAGGGUCGCAGGGCGUCGCGGCGAUCAAAUAAAAAUGGCCACGUGCGACCGGGCGAGAGCUAUGCUCAGGCUAGUGGUGCUCUUCGCCGUGCUGGGGCAUGUCUCACUGGUCGACAGGUCGAACUUCAAGUCGUGCAAUGACAGCGGUUUCUGCAAACGUAACCGUAACAUGAAGCCUGGUGAGUCCCCAUACAAUGUCCAGUUGUCCACCGUCAAGUCCACGUCACCAAGUCGUGUGGAGGCAGAUGUCAUCAACUUGAACACUGGAGUGGUGCUGCGACUGGAGCUGAUUGCACUCGAAGAAGGCAUCCUCCGUAUGCGGCUCAACGAAAAAGAAUCGGCUGUUGCACGUUUUGAGCCGAAGGAGGCACUUCUUGAGAGCAUUCAGGAGUCUGACCUCCAUCUUGAGAGCAAGGACGACAGCUCCUUCGCGGUGACUUUUGGGAAGCAUCGUGCAGUUGUGCGCGCCACUCCGCUGGUGGUCGAGGUCUACUCCAACGGUCAGCUCGUCCUGGUGGCCAAUGCUCGAGGACUCCUGCGCUUUGAACACUACCGGCCACGAGGAGCUCCCAAUGACGCUGGAGAAGCUGCUGGAGACAGCCAAAAUGAGGAUGAUGAAGAAUACGUUGAUGAUGAUGACGAAGGUGAACAAUCGGCCAUUCCUCGCAUACCAGGGCCUAGAGAUGAUCCGCCGGACGAUUUGCUUGACAACCUGCCAGUUUCAGAUACUGUGCGCUCUGAUAAGAAACAAGAACAGCCUGAUGAACAUGCUAAAGAGCCGUUUGAUGAGCAUGCUGAUCAGAAUGCUGAAAACCGUGUCAACAAUCAAAUUAGCAAGAGUGCAUUCAAACAGCCAGAGGAUGCUGCUGACAAUAUGGGAAUUGAAGAGGCUGAGAAGGAGGGCAAGCCCAAAGACGAUGGUGACAUGGAAGGUGCCUGGGAGGAGACGUUCAAGGGGCACACAGACUCAAAGAAGCAUGGUCCCAUGUCAGUGGGCCUUGACUUUACAUUCGAGGGCUUUGACCACGUCUAUGGACUCCCGGAGCAUGCAGACUCUUUUGCUCUUCGCUCCACUGUUGGCUCGUCAGACCCAGUACGGAUGUACAACCUGGAUGUCUUCGAGUAUGAGGUGGACAAUGUCAUGGCUCUCUACGGCAGUGUGCCCCUUAUGCUAGCUCACAGUGAAUCCAGGACGGUGGGAGUGCUUUGGCUGAAUGCUGCUGAGACUUGGGUGGACAUUGAGCCAAACUCCAAGCAGGAAAAUGGCCAUGACAUGGGUGUGCUGUCGUCGGUUGUGGACUUCGUGAAGCGUAGCCCGCCGCCCAAUCACCGGGAGACUCACUGGUUCUCUGAGAAUGGCCUCAUCGACACGUUUUUCUUGCUGGGUCCAGGGCCAAAAGAUGUCAUGCGCCAGUACCGGUCCCUCACAGGAACCACACCACUUCCACCGAUGUUCUCAGUGGCAUACCACCAGAGCCGAUGGAACUACAAUGACCAAGACGAUGUCCGCAGCGUGGAUGCUGGUUUCGACGAGCACAACAUUCCCUACGACGCGCUGUGGCUUGAUAUUGAGCACACAGAUGGCAAGAAGUAUUUCACGUGGGAUCCAUUCAAGUUCUCCCAGCCAGAGCAGAUGAUCCGCAACCUGACAGCCAAGGGCCGCCGCAUGAUCACCAUCAUCGACCCACACAUCAAGCGCGAGUCUGGCUACCACAUUCACUCGGAGGCCACUGAGCGGGGCUACUACGUCAAGAACAAAGAUGGCGGAGACUUUGAGGGCUGGUGCUGGCCAGGCUCUUCGUCCUACCUGGACUUCCUCAACCCUGAGGUGCGACAGUGGUGGGCCAGCAAGUUUGCCCUCGACCAGUACAGGGGCUCGACAGAGCACCUGUUCACGUGGAACGACAUGAAUGAGCCCUCGGUGUUUAACGGACCUGAGGUGACCAUGCACAAGGAUUGCGUGCACACAGGUGGAUGGGAGCACCGUGACAUUCACAACAUGUAUGGUAUGUUCCUGCCAAUGUCUACCUACAUGGGCCAUCUAUUGCGUUCGGGCCACAAGCUGAGGCCUUUCAUCCUGUCACGUUCUUUCUUCAUCGGGUCACAGCGUUAUGGAGCUGUGUGGACAGGCGACAACGAUGCCGAUUGGAAGCACCUGCGCAUCACAGUGCCUAUGCUGCUGUCCCUCAGCGUGGCCGGAAUCUCGUUUUGCGGUGCAGACGUCGGCGGGUUCUUCAGGAAUCCUGACAGUGAGCUCUCUGUUCGCUGGUAUCAGGCUGGUGCCUACCAGCCGUUCUUCCGAGCACACUCCCACAUCCACACUAAGCGACGAGAACCCUGGAGCUUUGGGCCAGAAACCCUGGAGCUGGUGCGGGGUGCUCUGUACCAGCGCUAUGCCCUGUUGCCCCUCUGGUACACCCUGUUCUUUGAGAACGAGCGUACCGGCGUGCCUCCUCUGCGGCCCCUCUGGAUGGAGUUCCCCCAGGAUAAGGCUGGCUUCACAAUUGAUGACGAGCACCUCGUCGGAAAUGCACUGCUGGUCCACCCUGUUACUGAGGCUGGAGCAACUAAGGUCAGCGUCUACUUCCCGGGCGAGAAUGAAGUCUGGUAUGAUGUGGAGACCUGGGAGAAGUUCGAUGGCCUAAGUACAGUUUCAAUCCCCGUCACUCUGAGCAAGAUUCCUGUCUACCAAAGAGGUGGCACCAUUGUCCCCAAGAAGGAGCGUAUCCGUCGGUGUUCCACAUUGACCAAAGACGACCCUUACACUUUGCAAGUGGCGCUCCCGAAAGAGGGCAAACCUGCAGAGGGAAUGUUGUACAUUGAUGACGGUGCAACCUUCGAUUACAAGAAGGGAGACCUGCUGUUCCUUAAGUUCAAGUUUGCGGACAACAUGUUGACGUCCAAGAUCCUGGAGGGCCCAGGGAACUUCAAGACAAAAGCCUGGGUGGAGCGCGUGGUCAUAGCUGGCUAUCCUACGCGGCCUUCUGAUGUCCAGCUCACUACGAGCAAAGGAACCCAGAGCCUUCAGUUUACUUACGAAGAGAAGGAGCAGCUUCUAAGGGUGCGCAAGCCAGGUGUCAACAUCGCCGAGAAAUGGACGCUCAAGAUUCUUUCAUAGCCUUCGAAGCCACCACGUGUUGUGUGCAGUGGAAGCGCUGUCCACAUUUCCCGUUAACGAAACGCUUCGUUCCUGAAAUGGCAGUUUUCUUUUCUUUUCUUUUUUUCUUCUCUCCCCAUGAACAUGCUUGCCCCCACUUUAUUUUUUUAAGAAGAUCAACAUUUCAGCAUUAUAUGCCACCAUUCCUCUUUGCGCGUAUUUUAGGAAAGGGUAAACCAAGUUGGGGGGGGGGUAAUGGGGACACUUGUCUACACACAUACACACACCGGCCCCAUUGUAAAUAGCCACAGAUGUGACAUGAAAGUUUUACCUGGCUUGUAGCGUCUCGGUGACGAAAGCAGAGUGAAUGAUAUUUACAUAUAUAUAUAUAUACUGGUAUUUGCGAGUGGCUUUUUACAGCACUGCACUGUGUGCACCGAGGGCAGAUUUCGGUGGCUGUCUUCGUUCCUUUUUUUUUUUUUUUUCCCGAUUUUCUAGACCUCUUUUUUAGACUUGAGUUACAGUCUUUGCCUUUACGCUGUGCGUUUUGAAACUUAGUUUUUAAAAGUUCAAUAAACACAAUGUCUUUUGCA
This is a messenger RNA of Dermacentor andersoni, 3743 nucleotides long. It is a transcript of the gene GCS2alpha, whose product is annotated as glucosidase 2 subunit alpha. Gene Ontology annotation, molecular function: carbohydrate binding; alpha-glucosidase activity. Gene Ontology annotation, biological process: carbohydrate metabolic process; N-glycan processing. Lineage: Eukaryota; Metazoa; Arthropoda; Arachnida; Ixodida; Ixodidae. The record is from RefSeq and is a predicted model, not a curated record.